CGAAUCGGAAACCAAUAGAUCAAAGGUGCCGACAAAGAGUGAGCAUACUAGUUAUACUAUGAUAUUAUUGGCCCUCGUACUGAAAAUCUAUAGUAUACGUGACGUAAAAUAUAGAUAGUGAAUAUCGGAAUGCAGCAUGCAGCCAUGAUCGAUUCCAUGAAUCGGACCGCAGCCCUAGUGUGGUAUAGAGUAUAGGGUAUAGUUCGCGCGAACACGAACGACAACUUAUCUACGCACACAUAUCGACUACACUCGCGAAAAUACCAAAUAGUAAAUACGCGAUUAUAGAUUAUACGAGUCGGGCAGGAUGUAAUUACGCGAGAUGUCAUGCUUGAAACGAACCCGCCGUGCCUGCCGAUUAACACUCACAUUUUGUAAUUAGUAUGUCGAGAACGCGCCGUAUUGGAGAUUUUAGCGACGAAAAAUCUAAUUUAUCAUACGAUCGAGUGCCUUCGCGAUAAUGAUCGGCAACAUGUCUUUCGUGAUGCUAAACAAACACAGCAAUAAGAAAUAAGAUGUCACCAUUCCGAAGGAAAAAGUCAGGGAGAUCCUUCCCUGUCAAAGUCUGCACUUUGGAUGCAGAACUCGAAUUUAAUCUAGAGUGGAAAUCGACAGGCAGAGACUUAUUUGAUCUGGUAUGCCGUACAAUAGGACUAAGAGAGACAUGGUAUUUUGGACUUCAGUAUGAAGAUGCCAAAGGCUUUAUUUCUUGGUUAAAAUUAGACAAAAAAGUUCAAGAUCAAGGCAUUUCGCAGCAGUCAAUAACAUCGUUCAUGUUCUUAGCAAAAUUUUAUCCCGAGGAUGUAGCUGAAGAACUUGUACAAGAAGUCACUCAACAUUUGUUCUUCUUGCAAGUGAAACAAGCUAUAUUGUCUAUGGAUAUUUAUUGUCCACCUGAGGCUUCUGUAUUACUCGCCUCUUAUGCUGUCCAAGCAAAGUAUGGUGAUUAUGAUGAAGUUUCAUAUCGCCCUGGAAUGCUGGCCAGUGAAGACUUACUUCCACAGAGAGUUAUAGAUCAAUAUCAAAUGACACCAGAAAUGUGGGAAGACAGAAUAAAAAUUUGGUAUGCUGAUCAUCGUGGCAUGUCUCGAGAUGAAGCGGAAAUGGAAUAUCUUAAGAUUGCUCAGGAUCUCGAUAUGUAUGGUGUGAACUAUUUUCCUAUUAGUAAUAAGAAGGAAACAGAUCUUUGGCUCGGAGUAACAGCAUUAGGAUUGAAUAUUUAUGAAAAGGAGAAUAAACUGGCACCGAAGACUACAUUUACAUGGUCGGAAAUUCGUCAUAUUAGUUUUGAUGACAAGAAGUUCAUAAUUAAGCCUGUGGAGAAAACAUCGCCGAACUUUAUGUUCUUCUCGCAGAAAACUCGCAUGAACAAACUGGUAAAGAAACAGUCAGAUGUUGGCAGCUGGAUCCUAGACUUGUGUAUUGGCAAUCACGAUCUAUUUAUGAGGAGGCGCAAACCGGACUCCAUGGAGGUUCAACAAAUGAAAGCACAAGCCAAAGAAGAAAAAUCCAGGAGGCAGAUUGAAAGAAAUAAAUUAGCACGAGAAAAACAAUUAAGAGAAGCGGCAGAAAGGGAAAAGGCUGCAAUGGAACAACGACUUCUGCAAUAUCAGGAGGAAAUACGAUUGGCGAAUGAAGCUCUUAGAAGAUCUGAAGAGACAGCAGAUCUUUUAGCUGAGAAAAGCCGCGUAGCAGAAGAAGAAGCAAUGCUUUUAAGUCAGAAAGCGUCAGAAGCUGAACAAGAGAUUACGCGUAUACGGCUGAACAACAUGAAGACUGAAGAAGAAAAGGUCCAUUUAGAACGGAAGACUAGAGAGGCUGAAUUAUUAACGGAAAGACUGGUUCAAGAAUCGGAACGUAGAGCUGCUGAAGCAGAAAAGUUGAAGGAUGAAUUGUUGCGCGCAAGAAUCGCUGAGAAAGAAGCUAAAGAAAAGUUAUUAGAGUUCCUGAGUAGAAAUGCCUACACUGCUACCAUAACCCCUGUGCCAAAUCUAUUUCCUUCUACGCAAGUGCUUCCAUCGGACCUACAAGCAGAUCUUCAGACCUUGCAACUAGACGCAGAACCUUUACCACCUGACUUAACAUCCUAUGAUCUAAUUGGCGAUGGGGAUGUCGAUCAACUUUCGUUAGAGAUUGAAAGAGAAAGGAGUGAUUAUUUGGAGAAGAGUAAACAUUUGCAAGAACAACUGCGAGAAUUACGUUCCGAAAUUGAAGGUCUAAAAGUCGGUGAAAAGCAGUGCGAAUUGGAUCAGUUGCACGAGGAACAAGUUCGACUCGGCGAGAAUAAAUACAGCACGCUGAAAAAAGUCAAGUCCGGAUCCACUAAAGCUAGAGUCGCCUUUUUUGAGGAGUUGUAAUUCUUGAGAAACUAUAGUGUUAACACAAACGCGUAUUAAUAGGAUAUUAGUAAAGUUCAAUUAUAGCAAAAAAUUAAGACAACCAUGUGUACGCGUUCUUUUUUUCGCUCUCUUUCACACACACGCACACAGAGAGAGAGAGAGAGAGAGAGAGGGGGGGGGGAUAUCCACAUAUUAUAGAAUAUUCAAGUGUGAUACAUUACAGAGUAUUCCAUUUCUUGAUUAGAUUUCUUCAUGAAUUUGGAACUGUUUUUUAUAAACUUUCCGAGGAAGUUCCACGUAGAUAUUGAAUAUAUAAAGUUUUAUUACAGAUAAUAAAACAUUCUAGUGUAAACAUAUGAGUCAAAAAAGUUAUCUGAAAACUGAAUCAGAGACCGAAAUCUGAGAUUUUACUCCCUGGCAAACUAUUCUUGAACUAUUCCUGAACUAUUUUGACACUGAUAUUCUAUCUCUUUAAUGAUGCUACACUUAUACUAAUUUUGUCAAUUUUAAAUGUUCUUUAUAGUAACAAAUUUCUCAUUUUUAAUGUUAAUAGUUCGGGAAUGGAAUA
Messenger RNA from Temnothorax curvispinosus, 2907 nucleotides. RefSeq names its product merlin (gene Mer). The transcript has 10 exons. NCBI's taxonomy places the organism in Eukaryota, Metazoa, Arthropoda, Insecta, Hymenoptera, Formicidae. Gene Ontology annotation, molecular function: actin binding; cell adhesion molecule binding. Gene Ontology annotation, biological process: positive regulation of early endosome to late endosome transport; regulation of cell shape; regulation of organelle assembly. The record is from RefSeq and is a predicted model, not a curated record. The coding region runs from base 516 to 2357 and encodes 613 amino acids. Gene Ontology annotation, cellular component: plasma membrane; adherens junction; apical part of cell.